Molecule: messenger RNA, 261 nt
Organism: Fusarium verticillioides 7600
Lineage: Eukaryota; Fungi; Ascomycota; Sordariomycetes; Hypocreales; Nectriaceae
Exons: 1
Coding region: 1-261 (86 amino acids)
Source: RefSeq, a predicted model, not a curated record
AUGUCGAAGAAGGAGCCGAAAGGGGUUGCAGUCACCAAGUUCACCAGAAUCAGAAGUACACCUGGCAAUGAGCAGAAACUUCAGGAGCUUGCCAGAGAGUAUGGAGAUCAUGGCGCCCACAUCGUCAUUACUGCUGUCACAAUGAGUGUUGGACUACCAGCGAGGGGGAAGUUCCGACUUGGGGGCGAAUAUACAAUCAAGAAGUUUUUGAAGCAGAUGAAAGAUCGAGGGUUGAUGGAUGAUUGGCAUGUGGAUGGCUGA